Messenger RNA from Scophthalmus maximus (turbot), 3167 nucleotides. It is a transcript of the gene rarab, whose product is annotated as retinoic acid receptor, alpha b. Gene Ontology annotation, biological process: regulation of transcription by RNA polymerase II; retinoic acid receptor signaling pathway; cellular response to corticotropin-releasing hormone stimulus. Bases 1218 to 2759 code for a protein of 513 amino acids. Lineage: Eukaryota; Metazoa; Chordata; Actinopteri; Pleuronectiformes; Scophthalmidae. Gene Ontology annotation, molecular function: RNA polymerase II cis-regulatory region sequence-specific DNA binding; nuclear receptor activity; nuclear glucocorticoid receptor binding. Gene Ontology annotation, cellular component: transcription regulator complex; nucleus. The record is from RefSeq and is a predicted model, not a curated record. The transcript is spliced from 10 exons.
GAGAGGGAGGGAAGGAGGCAGGCCGGCCGUCGGGUACAGAGCGGAGGUUACCACAGGACACUGCUCCUGUGCCGCCGCCGGACCUCGACAACAGCAGCGGGAGCCGCACGAACCUAAACUCGGACCGGCGCCAGUUUUUACCUUCGUUCGGAUAUUCUUCUUCUACUACUUCUUCUUCUUCUUCUUCUUCUACGUCGUCUUCUUCUUCUUCUUCACCUUCACACGGCGGCAAGUUAAAAAGUCAUACACGGCUGCUUUAAUCAGUCGCCGCUGUGUUUGUCGUGUACCCCCCCCCCCCCGACCCGGUUCUCUUUCUGUUGUGAACGACCGGGACCGGGACCGGGAGCGAGCCGGAGCAGCGCGUCUCCACCGACCGGACGUUUGUACUUUUUGUAUUUUUUCCCUGCCCCCCCCCCCGGCAGUGAGCCUAUUAUACAUUCAACUACCGCACGCGGUUGACCGCCGCUGGUGGCGCUCCGCUCGGCUCGGCUCGGCUCGGCUCCGCUCGGCUCGGCUCGGCUCGGGGCUGCGGGGAUCCAGCGAGCGGCGUGACGGUUCCACACGGUAUGAUUUGAGCUCGUGGAAAAAAAGAAAAAGAAAAGACGCGAGCCAGCGCGCAGCGGAGCGGAGGGGGGGACGGGACACCCGGCCUGAGCCGAGGUCACCGGGAAGUCAAGAGUGCUUGUGACGUUACGCGCUUUCUUUAUAACGUCGCCCUAUUUUCUUUUCUCCCCCCCCAUCUCCUGCGUUAGCGCUCAAGCAACGACGGCUGCGGCUCUGCCGGGUCAACCGGUGAACUCUGUGACACUUGUUUUUUGCAAGGUUAAACAACAACAACAACAACAACAUCUACUACAACAACAACAAAAGACGAUCGAGAAGAAGAAGACGUCGUCGGGAGGCAAAAGUUUGACAGUAAACUGGUCCUCCGCGGGGCUGAGGGGUCACCGGGACGGGGUCGCCCGCUCCUCUCCGCCCCGCCUCCUCCUCCUCCUCCUCCUCCUCCUGCCGUCAGCCUGAUAUGAAGAUGUGAAACUCCCUCCCUCCCAUUCCCCUUCCCCUCGUCUCUCUCUCUCUCUCUCCGCCGCCCAGGACGCUGUGGUAUUUGUCUUCUUCUUCUUCCCUCCUUUCUCCUGUUUUGCCGGCUACAAAGGGAUCAGACGCGGCCCUCCCCCCCUCCCUCCCUCCCUCCCUCCCCCGGCCCCUGUCUCUCUGGGAUGUACGAAAGCGUGGAUGUUGUGGGUCUGAGCCCCAGCCCCGGCCGCAGCAGCCCCAGCCCCGGCUCCUUCCUGAGCAUGGACUACUACCACAGGCCCCCGGGGCUCGGGCCGGAGAAGGGACUCCUGUCCGGCGUGGGAGGACUCCCGCGUCCGUUCGGCGGCUCCCUGCUGGCCGGCAGGCACUGGAGCGGAUCCUGCCACUCUAUUGAGACCGAGAGCACGAGUUCAGGGGAGGACCUGCUUGUCCCCAGCCCCCCCUCGCCCCCGCCGCCACCGCGCAUCUACAAGCCCUGCUUUGUAUGUCAGGACAAAUCUUCAGGAUACCACUACGGAGUCAGCGCUUGUGAGGGCUGCAAGGGUUUCUUCCGGCGGAGCAUCCAGAAGAACAUGGUGUACAACUGCCACCGAGACAAAGUGUGUGUCAUAAACAAGGUGACGAGAAACCGCUGUCAGUCCUGCAGGCUGCAGAAAUGCCUCGACGUCGGCAUGUCCAAGGAGUCAACAGCACUUCAGCAGUUCAGGAAGUCAGAGAUCAUGAGGAAUAAAGACAGUGUGGUCGUGUCUCAGUUCAUGGUACGAAACGACAGGACGAAGAAGAAGAAGGAGGAGAAGAGGCCGGGGGAGGCAGAGAUCUACGUUCUGUCAGCGGACACAGAGCAGAUGAUCGAACGAGUUCGCCGGGCACAUCAGGGAACGUUUCCCUCCCUCUGUCAGCUGGGGAAAUACACCACGGGCAACAGCUCAGAGCAACGUGUCGCUCUGGACGUCAGUCUCUGGGACAAGUUCAGUGAACUGUCCACCAAAUGCAUCAUUAAGACGGUGGAGUUCGCCAAGCAGAUGCCCGGCUUUACGACGCUCACCAUCGCCGAUCAGAUCACCCUGCUCAAAGCCGCAUGCCUCGACAUACUGAUUCUGAGGAUCUGCACUCGCUACACUCCGGACCAGGACACAAUGACUUUCUCCGACGGUCUGACACUGAACCGCACCCAGAUGCACAACGCCGGGUUCGGGCCACUCACGGACCUCGUGUUCACCUUCGCCAACCAGCUGCUCCCGCUGGAGAUGGACGACGCAGAGACAGGAUUGCUCAGCGCCAUCUGCCUGCUCUGUGGAGAUCGUCAGGAUCUGGAGGAACCAGAAAAGGUGGAUGUUCUUCAGGAGCCCAUGCUAGAAGCCUUGAAGAUCUACGUGAGGAGGAGGAGGCCUGAGAAACCCUGCAUGUUCCCAAAAAUACUGAUGAAGAUUACUGACCUUAGGAGCAUCAGUGUGAAGGGAGCGGAGCGAGUGAUCACGCUGAAGAUGGAGAUCCCCGGCUCCAUGCCGCCUCUCAUCCAGGAGAUGCUGGAGAACUCGGAGGGUCUGGAGGGACAUGGGGGAGCCGGGGGGGAGAAGGGAGGAGGAAAAGGCCGAGCAGAGGGAAGGGAGGAGGACGAAACAGACCCCAUGAGCGGCCGUCCGAGUCAGUCGCCCAAAUCAGUCUCCUCUCCCAGCCCGAGCCCAGUACCCUGCUCCCCUUCCUCUCCUUCCCCCUCCGCCUGAAGUCCAAGGAGCACCACUGCCCCUCGCAGCAGCACUCCACCGGGGGGAGAACCUGCACUUGGCAGACACACGGAAACAAACUGCACCGAACAACGGAGAAGUCUGGAUUUCUGAACCCACAAACUCUCUGGGUUACAAUGUAACUUUAUACACAUGUUGCAGUUGAAUGAAAGCAGGUGAACUGUGACGUGAGGACUGAUUUUCAUCCAUUUCAUUCUUACAGUGCAAAAAUAAAUGUGAUUUCAUUAUUUUUUUUUGUAAUGCCUAGAAUGUUAAUUAUUUGCCGACUGUGUGGACCUAAACGAAAGCUUGUCUGUGGACUCUAUGGACAGACUGAUGGAAGAUGAUUCCUCUUAUAUCAUACAUGUUUCUCCCUGAUGAAAAGUCACAUAAAAUAUGCAGAAUCUA